Molecule: messenger RNA, 6727 nt
Organism: Scleropages formosus (Asian bonytongue)
Lineage: Eukaryota; Metazoa; Chordata; Actinopteri; Osteoglossiformes; Osteoglossidae
Gene: dnmbp
Product: dynamin binding protein
Exons: 18
Coding region: 374-5203 (1609 amino acids)
Biological process (GO): cilium assembly; intracellular signal transduction
Cellular component (GO): cytoplasm
Molecular function (GO): guanyl-nucleotide exchange factor activity; protein binding
Source: RefSeq, a predicted model, not a curated record
GAGAGUGCAGUCAGGCAGCGUCCGCAGGCGUGACAGCGUCUCCCUCGCGGGCGCAGCUCGGAGCCUUGAGACCUGCUCGCUAAACACCUUAAACAAGUUUCACGUUGAAGGAGAAUGAAAGGGAGCCUGAAGGCGGCGGGGUGGAGCCGCACUUAAUUAUUAAAUCGCUUAGUAAUCAAUCAGUCAAUCAAAUCAAUCUUUCGGAUCGAUCGCGAUCGGUCAGCUGGAGCGGAGCUCUGAGAGACGGAGGCUGCUGUCAUUCCUCGCUGUGUCGCAUCCCGUCUUCUGGUCCUCUGCGGUAGGGGCAGCUCCUUUCUGAUGGGUGCGGAACUGCUGGACUUCUACCUGCUUUAGCCGCCACAGGUGAUGAGCCAUGGAACCCGGCAGUGUGGUGCGCGCCAUCUUCGACUUCCGCCCAAGCGUGUCCGAGGAGCUCCCGCUGUUCACCGGCGAUGUCAUCGAGGUGCUCGGUGUGGUCGAUGAGUUCUGGUUGCUCGGCAACAAGGAUGGAGUCACGGGCCAGUUCCCCAGCACGUUUGUGGAGGUCGUCACCGUCCCCAGCACCGGUCCGGGGGACAAGCUCUACGUGUGCAUCAGCGACUACGGCGCCGCGGCAUCCGGCACACUGCCGCUCAAGCGAGGUGACGUGGUGGCGAGCGAGGGCGACGUGGACCGCUCCUGGCUGCGCGGGCGGAACGCCUGGGGGUCCCGAGGGAUCUUCCCCCUGUCGUGCGUGACGGAGCUGCACCUGUCCGUGCGCUCGCGGGAGCUGUGCGAGCGGGCGGCUGCCGCCUCCGAGCUGCCCGGUCAUGCCUUGGGCCAGGCGCGUGCCUUGAUGGGUCUCUCCGCCCAGCUGGAGGAGGAGCUGGACUUCCGCGAGGGGGACAUCAUCACCAUUGUGGGCGUGCCAGAGCCCGGCUGGCUGGAGGGUGAGCUCGAGAGCCGCAGAGGGGUCUUUCCCGAGGGUUUUGUUGAGCUGCUGGCCCCCCUACGCACUGUGGGGGAGUCACCGGAGGUCCAGCGUUACGACACCUAUGCCGAUCCGGAGGAGGAUGAGGAAGAGGAGGAGGAUGGGGUGGAGGAUCACGGUGCAGAGGUGGAGGAACGGGUGCAGCCGGAAAACGGGCUGUAUGGAAUCGCGCUCUAUGACUUCCGGGCCCUGGAGCCGGGGGAGCUGGACUUCGAUGUAGGCGACCGGAUCCUGGUGCUGAGCACGCUGGAGGAUGGCUGGUUGGAGGGCGAGCUGCGAGGCCGCAGAGGAGUGUUCCCACAUCGCUUCGUCAGACUUGAGGACCAGCAUUGCCAUGGCAACUCCCCCCAGGUGGGGGAGGAUGGCACAGCUUCCGGAGACAAAGCAGAGGGUGCGUGCUCCGGGCAGCCCGACUCGAACCGCAGCCAGGCCUGGGACGGCCAGGUGGACUUCACCGCGUGGGACCUGGACUACUUGGAGAGAAGGACAGAUCACAGUUCCGCUGACCCGACGCACCCAGGGGGCCUUUCGGUCUCCAGUUCCGAGCCUCAUGAGUCCGACCACAGCAUCCUGACCGGCAGGAGCCCAGCCAGAGACGCAACAACACCCACGCGGAGCGUUCCUGCCCACCGACCGGUCCAGAGAACCAGUUCCGGCAGCCCUACACCUCCAAAACCACCCCGGCCCAGCCUGCCCCCGCUGUUGGCCCACCGGGAGCCUUUUCGGAAACUGGGGAACGGCGAGGGUCCGCCAUCACCUGCCGUUAGGACUUUGAGCCUGAAGAAUCAGAUGGUUCAGCGCUACAACUGGGCCCACGAGAACGGUUCAGCAGGCAGAAAUGCUUCUGGAGACACCAGGAGCGUUGGCACCUCCGCUACCGCCUCGACAGGAUGGCCCGAGGAGCGUAAACACAGGACGCUGUUCCGUUACGCCAGCGCCACGGAUGCGGACCUUCUGCACCCUUCCGGGACAAGGGGCCGCAAUGGCUUGAGGGAUUUGGACACGAAGCUGUCACAGCAGCUAGCCGAGUUUGAGCGGAGCCUUCCGGGCCGCAAGCCCCAUGACCUGGCCAGAGUGUCCCGCCACUUCUCCAUUCUGGACUACAGCAGCGAGAGUGACAUCAUCCGCGGCUCCGCCCACUCGCCCAGCACCCUUCUGCCUGAGGUUCCUGCAGCCUCGUCCUCCUGCCCUUCUUCCCUGGAAAGACGGAAGGUCCUUAGACCACCUCCACCUCGUCCCAGGAUGCUAAGGGGCCCACAGGGGCCCUUACCUCCUACGGAGCAGCACCAGAGACAUCCCUCUCCCUUCAGACCAGCCCGACAGGCACCGCGACCGCCCCAGCCGUGUCCCCGCCGCAGUGCCGAUCGUAUCUCCCAGGCUCUCUCCUCAGAGGAGGAGGAGCCCCCGGUGGAGGUCAGUGACAGGCUGGAGCAGAUGCAGGAGAAGGAACAGGAGCAGCUGGCCCUCUUGCUGCGGCUCCAGGAGGUGGAGCGAGACCUCGAGAUGUACAACCACUCAGCCGAGGAGCUGCGGGCUAUACUGGAGGAGGAGCAGGACGAGGCGUCACGGCAGCAGGCCUUGGAGAACCUGGACCUGUGCACCUUCAACAUCGACACCCUGAGCCUGGAGCAGCAGCAGCUGCAGGAGAUGACCCUGCUCGCCGAACAGUCCCCGCCGCUGGACACUGCCCCGGCCUCCGUCGCCGAGGACCCCGAGCAGAGGAUGAUGGAGAAGAGGUCAAAGGUCAUAGAAGAGCUCCUGCAGACUGAGCACGACUACAUGAAAGACCUGCAGAUGUGUGUUAAGGAGAUCUUGCAGCCCUUGCAGAGGAAGCAGGUGCCGAACGUGGACAUCGACGGUCUUUUCGGGAACAUCCACGCGGUCAUCGACCUGUCCGGGCGCAUGUACGGGAGCCUCGUGGACACCGACUGCAUAGGGAAGGUGUUCCUGGACCACAAGGCCGAGCUGGAAGAGGUGUACAAGAUCUACUGCCAGAACCACGACGACGCCAUCACGCUGCUGGAGGGCUACGAGAAGGACGAGAACAUUCAGAAGCACAUUCUGGAGUGCCUGGAGAAACUGAGGGCGUUGUACCGCGAGUGGGGCAAGACCAACUACAUCAACUUGGGCUCGUUCCUCAUCAAGCCGGUGCAGAGGGUGAUGCGCUACCCGCUGCUGCUCACCGAGCUGCUGAACACGACGCCCGAGUCGCACCGCGACCGCGAACAGCUCGCCGAGGCUGUGCUGUCCGUCAAGGAGAUCAACGUCAACAUCAACGAGUACAAGAGGAGGAAGGACUUGGUGGUGAAGUACAGGAAGGGUGACGAGGACACUCUGAUUGACAAGAUCUCCAAGCUCAGCAUGCACUCCAUCAUCAAGAAGUCGAACCGCGUGAGCAGCCACCUCAAGCACCUGACCGGGAUCUCGCCCCAGGUCAAGGAUGAGGCAUUCGACGAGGCCGAGAAACGGUUCAGGCUGCAGGAGCGUCUCAUCAAGUCCUUCAUCCGGGACAUUUCCCUGUACCUGCAGCACAUCCGGGAGUCUGCCUCGGUCAAGGUGCUGGCGGCCAUCAGCUUCGGCGACAUCUACACGGAUCGCAACCAGAUUGACCCGGAGCGCUUCCAGAGGGCGCAUCGCUGCAUCAGCGACAAACAUUUCGCAGAGUUUAAGGAGAGGACGGAGACGCUGGUCAUCGCUCCGCUCACGCAGCUCCUCUCCAUGUUCGCCGGGCCGCACAAGCUCAUCCAGAAGCGUUUCGACAAGCUGCUGGACUACGACAACUGCAAGGAGCGCGCCGAGCGCCUGCGCGACCGCAGGGUGCAGGAGGAGCUGCAGGCGGCGCGCAACAACUACGAAGCUCUCAACGCCCAGCUGCUGGACGAGCUGCCCAAGUUUGUGCGCACGGCCGAGGCGCUCUUCACGGGCUGCGUGCGCAGCUUCGCCCAAGCGCAGCGGGACUUCGUGAGCCAGGCUCUCGGCGAGCUGCACCCGCUGCUCCAGCUGGCGAGCGUAGCCGGCAUGGCGGGUCUCGACGGCAACCUGGUGGCGCUCUUCCAGGAGGAGCACGGGCGGGUCCUGCAGCGGCUCCAGACCUUCAGCUUCUUCCCGGAGAACCUGCCCACCACCCGUAAGCCCCCCGAGAAGAAGACCACCGAGCGCCAGGUCGCCAGGAAACAGCUCCUAGGGCCGCCCAACUGUACCCUGCAGACGGACGAGCAGCGCGCCGCCCUGCUGGCCCGUUAUGGCCCAGAGAAGCUUUUCCAGGCAGAGCGCAACUUCAACGCGGCCCAGGAACUGGACGUGUCUCUGCUGGAGGGCGACAUAGUGGGGGUCAUCAAGCAGCAAGACCCCAUGGGAAGCCAAAACCGCUGGCUCAUCGAUAACGGGGUCACCAAGGGCUUUGUGUACAGCUCCUUUCUGAAGCCCUACAACCCACGCAGAAGCCAAUCCGACGUCUCGCUUGGAAGCCACUCCUCCAACGAGUCUGGUUACGGUGGCUCCUCCCCCAUUUUCUCACGGCAAAACAGCAACAGCACGCUCACCUUCAAUCAGGAGAUGGCGACUGUGAGCUUCUCUGCAGCCCCACCCCCUAGCCACACCUCGCCAAACACCGCAACCCAGGAAACCGCCCUCCCCUUGUCACGAAGGAACACGCAGCAGGACAAUCCAGCGUCCGGCGUGACGGACCAAACCAGCCGGAGGGAAACGCUGGACACCUCUCUCCGGAAUUUGACCAAUCACAAGGACCCAGUGGAGUCUUCCCAUCGUAAUCUGACCUAUCGCAGAGAACUGUCAGAUCCCUCCUCUCAGAACCCAGCCAAUCACAGGGACCUGGUGGACCCCUCAGAGCCCGACUCCAGCUCUUGCCUGCACCAGUCUGCACUGGACCCCACCCAGUCCUACGGCCAAUCAGACACUCCCUCUCCGCGGUGCAGCCAAUCAGAGAGUGCGUUUAACUCGAUCGCGCGACGGAACAGGGGCCAACCGCAGAGGAAGCCUCUACACCGCACUGAGGAGUUCACAGAGCCGGAGUCUGAUGGACACCAGAUCUACUACGCUCUGUACUCAUUUAACGCCCGCUGCAGCAACGAGCUCAGCAUCACAGCACACCAGCGCGUCAAGAUCCUCGAGUUCCAGGACAUGAACGGCAACCAGGAGUGGUGGCUGGGCGAGGCAGGCGGUCGCCGUGGUUACGUGCCCUCCAGCUACAUCCGCAAGUCAGAGUACACUUGAGAAAGACCUCUGUGAUCCAACAAUGGUGCCUUACUCCUUGAGGAGGACUUGUGAGUGGUUGAAGGGAACAAGCCCUUCUGGACCUUUUCACAAUGACCUGCCCUUGUGCUGGAAGGAGGAGCAGAAGAGAAACCCCUUUUAUAGUUUUUAUUAUUUUUAAUUUUUUUUUUUUUUUUUUUUUUAGUCCUGGAAUCCAUGGCCUUCAUAUUGCUUUGAAUAUCAGCUGGUCUUGAGACCUGAAGUUUGAGCUGGAUUUUGUACUGAAGGAGGUAUUUCCCAGGCACUGCAGCCAUGUUUGAAAUGGAUACCAUCAUGGUGAGAGUACGCCCCCUAGGGGUUGCUGCACAAAUAAUCUGUGGCUCUUGUGUGGUGUGCAAGACAGCACAUUGCAGAGGUGCACUGUGUGUGGCAAGUGUGGGGGUGGUCACUUUCGGUGUGGUUACAAAUGAACGUGGUCUUAGAAAAGUUUGGCUGCACUUCAGCACCUGAGGUGUUUUGUUAAUUCAUUAGAUUUAAAGUAAUAUGCCAUCAUGGGGUAGGAGAAAGAGGAUCUGCAGUGGAGUGGAUUUCUUUGCCUUGACACCUAGUGAACCUCAGAGCGUGAGACACAACAAACCCCAGCACUGUACACCUGUAGAGAUCUUGUGGGUUUCUGUUGGAUUUCCUCUGGGGUCCUCUAGGGUUUCGGUUGGAUUCCCGUUGGGUUGCUACUACAGUUCCAUUGGGUUUCUAUUGGAGUCCCAUUAAGUUCCCGUUGGGUUUGUUCUGGAAUCCCAUUAGGUUCCUGCUGGGUUUCUACUGGAUUUCCAUUGGGUUUCAACUGGAGUUCCUUCAGGUUGGUGUUGGGUUUCAGAAUGCCAUGAGUCUCCAGAUGAGCAACUUCCAACAGGUUGCACUGCAUCCAUGAAGCUCUAAGAAGAACCCAGUCAUGUUGUGGUUUUCACUGAUGGAUGAAAAAUGGCACAGGUAUGGAGCCCAAUACUGCACUGAUGAGUGCUGUCUGGAAGGAUCGCAUGCCUCACAAGUGUUUGAGACACGUAGCUGGUGUUUGUACUGCUUACAUCUCCAUCCUGCAAGGGAUCUGAGAACUGAAUCUAGCCAACGCAUACAAAGGGGCUUGAGGCUGCUAAGAGGAUAUGUCCUCUGGACAUUCUGGGCUGCAUCUCCUCCCCAUGCAGUGUGAAGAGUGUCUUUACCUCCAUGUCACUGAGUAUUUUAUUUUUUCUGGCCAGUCUCAAUAAAGCAGUCAGUUCAGAUGAUGACUGUUGUCCUUCUUGUCUGCCUCCUGGGUCUGCAACUUUCCACGUAUCACCUUUUGUGCCCUCAGCUCCCACUGCCAACAAGCAGCUGUGUUACACACAGGUUUGUCCUGAAGGAAACAUGACAUGUUCAGAGUUCCAUGAAGGGACAUUGCUUCACUGGGCACAACUCUGUAAUGCAGCUACAACUUUCCAAGUGAACUCAUGAAUUUUCUCUGAAACAAAUUAUGUGAUUGCAUAGAAUGGUCUGGGGCAAAAGCUAGAG